GAAGGAGAAGGAGCAUCGAUCCUUCCCGACAAAGAGAUACGCAGCGCAGCGCAGGGGAACAAUGGAGGCGAGCGGCAUCUCCGGCGGCACGGCGGAGGCCGGCCGGCCACCGCACGUGGCGAUGCUGUCGACGCCCGGGAUGGGCCACCUGAUCCCGCUGGCCGAGCUGGCGAAGCGCCUGGCCGCGCGGCACGGCGCCACGGCCACGCUCAUCACCUUCGCCUCCACGGCGUCCGCCACGCAGCGGGGCUUCCUCGCCUCCCUCCCGCCGCCCAUCUCCUCGCUCUCCCUCCCGCCCGUCGACCUCUCCGACCUGCCGCCCGACGCCUCCAUCGAGACGCUCAUGUCCGAGGAGUGCGCGCGGUCGGUGCCGGCGCUGACCGAGGUCCUCUCGGCGCUCAGGGACACCACGCGGCUCGUGGCCUACUUCGCCGACCUCUUCGGGGCCGACUCCUUCGACGCCGCCGCGGCCGCCGCCGUGCCGAGGAGGUACCUCUUCUUCCCCGGGAACCUCCAGGGGCUCACGCUCAUCCUCCACCUCCCGGAGCUGGACGUCUCCAUGCCCGGCGAGUUCCGCGACCUGGCCGAGCCCGUCAGGCUCCCCGGCUGCGUGCCCAUCCCGGGGGCGGACAUCCUCUCGCCGCUGCAGGACAAGUCGAGCCCGAGCUACCGGUGGAUGGUGCACCACGGCGCGCGCUACCGCGAGGCCGACGCCAUCCUCGUCAACUCCUUCGACGCCCUGGAGCCGGACGCCGCCAGGGUGCUCGGCCUCCCGGAGCCCGGCCGCCCCCCGGUGUACAACAUCGGUCCGAUCAUACGGACCGACGCCGCAGGCCACGCGCCGCGCGCCGCCUGCCUGGACUGGCUCGACCGGCAGCCGGCGAAAUCGGUCGUCUUCGUCUCGUUCGGCUCCGGCGGGUCGCUCCCGACGGAGCAGAUGCAGGAGCUGGCGCUGGGGCUGGAGCUGAGCGGGCAGCGGUUCCUGUGGGUGGUGCGGAGCCCGAGCGACGAGGGCGCCGUGAACGCCAACUACUACGACGCGGAGAGCAAGAAGGACCCCCUCGCCUACCUCCCGGCGGGGUUCGUCGAGAGGAGCAAGGACGCCGGGCUGCUGGUGCCGUCGUGGGCGCCGCAGACGGAGGUGCUGGCGCACGAGGCCACGGGGUGCUUCCUGGUGCACUGCGGGUGGAACUCGGUGCUCGAGAGCCUCGCGCACGGCGUGCCCAUGGUCGCCUGGCCGCUCUUCGCCGAGCAGCGGCAGAACGCCGUGAUGCUCUCGGAGGGCGUCGGGGCCGCCGUCCGAGUGCCGGAGACGAAGAGGAAGGAGGAGAUUGCCGCGGCCGUGAGGGAGGUGAUGGCGGGGCAAGGCAGAGGCGCCGAGGUCAGAGCGAAGGUGGCCACGUUGCGGAAGGCGGCCAUUGAAGGCCUCCGAGAGGGAGGCGCCGCCACGGCGGCGCUGGAUGAGGUGGCCAACAUGUGGACAGGAGGACGACAGGUGUCCGGCAUGCAUGACUAGGCGCCGGCAAACCUUGCUGAUGCGUUGCCUCCUCCAAUGCGAGCGGUUGUAUGAUUUGUUAAAUAAGUAAAAUUCUGAUUGUUUAUAUGUUUUUAUUUGAAUCUCAAGAUUGUUUGUAUGUUGCCUUGAAAA
Hordeum vulgare subsp. vulgare (domesticated barley) is the source of this 1648-nucleotide messenger RNA. Its product is annotated as hydroquinone glucosyltransferase-like. Bases 62 to 1516 code for a protein of 484 amino acids. The record is from RefSeq and is a predicted model, not a curated record. Lineage: Eukaryota; Viridiplantae; Streptophyta; Magnoliopsida; Poales; Poaceae. Gene Ontology annotation, molecular function: UDP-glycosyltransferase activity. The transcript has a single exon.